Helianthus annuus (common sunflower) is the source of this 564-nucleotide messenger RNA. RefSeq lists its product as uncharacterized. The transcript has a single exon. Lineage: Eukaryota; Viridiplantae; Streptophyta; Magnoliopsida; Asterales; Asteraceae. Gene Ontology annotation, biological process: DNA integration. The record is from RefSeq and is a predicted model, not a curated record. Gene Ontology annotation, molecular function: nucleic acid binding. Bases 1 to 564 code for a protein of 187 amino acids.
AUGGGGAAUGGACAUCGUUGGCCCAUUCCCACCAGCCAAAGGUGGAGUGAAGUUCUUAUUAGUGGCCAUAGACUACUGGGCAAGCAAGUCAUUGACUUCGUUUGGGAAAACAUCAUUUGUCGCUAUGGAUUACUGGGAGUGCUUGUCACCGAUAAUGGAAAGCAAUUCGCUGAAAAGCCUUUCAGCAUUUGGUGCAAAGAAUUCAGAAUAGCUCAGGCUUUCAGCUUAGUGGCAUAUCCACAAUCAAACGGUCAGGUUGAAAGGAUGAAUCGAAGCAUAGUUGAAGGAAUCAAAGCCAGAUUGGGAAGGCAUGAAAGUAAUUGGCUUGAAGAAUUGUCAAGUGUUCUAUGGGCCACAAGAACAACCGAAAAAGCAAGCCACAAAAGAACACCUUACAGCUUAGUGUUUGGAUCUGAAGCCGUGAUUCCAGCUGAAGUAGGAGUUGUAAAAGGAACGGUCAACAUGGAUCCCGAACCAAACCGCAAAGAGACCAUGUUGAACUUACAACUCAUAGAGAAGCACGAGACCAAGCUGCAAUCCAAGAAGCCAAGUACAAACAAAUGA